GGUGAUGUAAACAAGGAAGUAACAAGUGCAAGCAAAGGAAGAUAAUGCGACACUCCUGUUAUUUGUAACUACUUUCAGUUUUACCAGAGUAUGGAUAUUUUUAGGACGUCAACAGACCUCGUUAAAGCAAAUAAAUAGUUAGGUUAGCUUUUUAUUUUACUUCCGUGUCAGCACUUUGUUAACGCUGGCUGGACAAUGGAGGAACAACACAAGAAGAUUCUUCAGCGCAAUAGGAUUAAUUUGGUGACAGACUUGGAACCGUCGAAACUUUACGAUGCCCUGCUUGAAAAAGGCGUUUUCACUCAGGAUAUGAUCGAUGAAAUAAAGAGCGCUGGGAUCAGACGAAACCAGGCCAGACAACUAGUUCAGGACUUGGAAACUCGCGGGAGAAGAGCCUUUCCGUUGUUUCUGGAGUGUCUUCAGGAAACUGGCCAUCAUGGUUUGGUGGAAAUCCUACAGAACGGAGCUCCAGCAGUUCAUAUUCAGCCUGCAACACCAUCACAAGCUGAUCGUCCUGAGCUACAACCUCUCCCACUCAUCCCUUUAGUGGAGAUUGAUAAACAAAACAAAGACAUCCUCCCUGUCUAUCCAUUACAGAAGCCCACUACUCUCACUCCAUCCCCUGGGACGGAGCCGUUUAGACCAGGACCACAGGGCAGACCACGCAGUGAUAGUAUUCAGAACUAUAAAAUGGAUGCCAGCCCAUGUGGUUAUUGCCUCAUCAUAAACAAUGUGGAGUUUGAACCUAAGAGUGAACUAAAAGUUCGAAGAGGCUCCAACAUAGACUGUAAGAAGCUGGAAAGACGGUUCAAGGCAUUCAACUUGAUUGUUGAAGUCAAGACAAACCUGAAACGAAACCAAAUCCUACGCGAGCUGUCAGCUUUGUCUAAAAAGGAUCACUCCCAGUAUGACUGCUGUGUGUUGGCCAUGCUCUCGCAUGGGACUGAGGUGAGUCAUAACCGUUUCCCCGGUGCUGUUUUUGGAGUGGAUGGACAGUACGUAUCAGUUCAACAAAUCACAAACUACCUCAACGGCCAGAACUGCCCUUCUUUACAAGGAAAACCCAAACUUUUCUUCUUUCAGGCCUGUGGAGGAGAUGAAAAAGACAUAGGCUUCGAGGUGUCUCCUGACGAGGCUCAACAGUCAGUCAGAGGAUUAGAUGACCAAACGGACGCCAUUCCCUCGUCCUCCAGCAGCGACUCUCUGAGCAUGUCCGAUGAGGUCGACGCCAGAGCUUCUCUGCCCACACCGAGUGACAUCCUGGUGUCCUACUCCACUUUCCCCGGUUACGUUUCCUGGAGAGACCCAAAGGCAGGGUCCUGGUACAUCGAGACGCUGGACAACAUUCUUGAAGAAAACGCAGCUACUAAUGAUUUGGUCACAAUGCUGAUGAUGGUUAACCAUGAAGUUUCCCUAAACUCUGCUAAUGGGCUCUACAAACAAAUGCCAGGUUCCUUUAAUUUCCUCCGGAAGCGCCUCUACUUUCAAGCCCCAACUUAAUAGGAAAAUGUUUUUUUCUCAGGGUGUCUUAAUCUAGUUAACAUUGACUUUUUUUUUUUUUAGGAAAUAGAUAAAUGU
This is a messenger RNA of Nematolebias whitei (Rio pearlfish), 1578 nucleotides long. It is a transcript of the gene casp9, whose product is annotated as caspase 9, apoptosis-related cysteine peptidase. Lineage: Eukaryota; Metazoa; Chordata; Actinopteri; Cyprinodontiformes; Rivulidae. Gene Ontology annotation, biological process: regulation of apoptotic process; proteolysis; apoptotic process. Gene Ontology annotation, cellular component: cytoplasm. The transcript is spliced from 10 exons. The record is from RefSeq and is a predicted model, not a curated record. Bases 196 to 1500 code for a protein of 434 amino acids.